Messenger RNA from Ipomoea nil (Japanese morning glory), 893 nucleotides. RefSeq lists its product as uncharacterized. The transcript is spliced from 4 exons. NCBI's taxonomy places the organism in Eukaryota, Viridiplantae, Streptophyta, Magnoliopsida, Solanales, Convolvulaceae. The record is from RefSeq and is a predicted model, not a curated record. Gene Ontology annotation, biological process: protein import into mitochondrial matrix; protein stabilization; protein folding. The coding region runs from base 89 to 601 and encodes 170 amino acids. Gene Ontology annotation, cellular component: mitochondrion. Gene Ontology annotation, molecular function: protein-folding chaperone binding; zinc ion binding.
GCUAAAUCAAAAUUUAUUGGAUGUAAUUUGCUACUAUGUAUUUUUUACAGUUCUCAGCUACACGUCGUCUCUGCAACAUUCAAUCGCCAUGGCUGCAAGCGUUUGGGGAAGCAGAAUCAGCUCCUUUCAUAAUCCCAAGCCUCUCAAUUCCUCCUCCGCAUCAACCAAUUUCAAAACCCAUUUAACCAUUUCCUCCCUUCCAUGCCAUCACUUCUUCAGACCCAAUAACAAUUCUAAACCCCUCAAAUCCACAAGGAUGGGGAUUUCUUACCAAAAAUGGGAGCCAAAAAAGAAGCCGUUUCGGAUGCCAAUAGUGUCUUGUUUAGUAGAAGAUACUCCUGAAAAUUUCCCGGAAUCAGGCUCAAAUGAUUCUUCCGCGGAAGUGGUUUUUGACUUGAAGCUCCCGAGGAGAAGUUUGUUAGCAACUUUCACAUGCAAUGCAUGUGGUGUGCGAUCUCAAAGGUUCAUAAACAGAUUAGCUUAUGAAAGAGGACUUGUCUAUGUGCAGUGUUCAGGGUGCUCUAAGUAUCACAAAUUGGUAGACAAUCUUGGACUUGUAGUUGAGUACAACUUGGGAGAUGAAUAUGGUGAGGAUUCAUAGGCAAAUCAAGCUUGAAGGGAUUUACUGAAUUGAUUACAGAUCAAAAGCCAUUGUAUGUACAGAUCAAAUAUAUCUACAAGGAGUUUGUUUAUUAUAUCUAUCUGUUGUGAUAAAAAUCUUCCACUUAAGAAACAAUGAUUUAUCCCCUUAUUAUUGUUUUGUUUAAGCAUGCAUGUAAAUGUCCAACCUUAUCAAAAAUUUUGUAUUGAUAAGGCUAGAUAUAGCCUGUACACAGUGAAACAGUUGACAAUUAGACAUACCAAAGAGCUCACCAAAUUCAGUGUUUGAUGUA